CAAAUAACACCGUAGUAACCACCGUUAAUAAAACGAGGACUCAGACAGAGUACGCACUACACAGCCAGUGUGUGCCAGUCUGAAAUGAAUGAAAGGCUUUGAUAAGUUCCUGAAUUUCCCGGCUACCGGAAAUUGACGGCUCAAAGUUCCCUCCAAAACGAUUCAAAUGAAGCAAAGAGAGGUCGAAUCGGCGGCGGAUAAGGUAAUCGUGGCCGUAAAAGCAGAGAAGGUGAUCUCCAAGACUGCGUUAGCUUGGGCUCUGACUCAUGUGGUUCGUCCAGGCGAUUGCAUUACGUUGCUCGCUGUUCUCUCCUCCGGUCACUACAAGACUCGUAGUAGGCGAUCAUUGUGGAGUUUCCCGAGACUCGCCGGAGAUUGCGGAACCGGCGACCGGGACAAGUUUCCGCAGUGUAUAUCUCAGAUCUCCGACUCUUGUUCUCAGAUGAUUCUUCAACUUCAUGAUCAAAUCCAGGCAAGAGUGAAGAUUAAGGUGGUAACAGGUACACCUUCUGGUGCGGUAGCGUCUGAAGCAAAGAAUAAUGCAGCCAGCUGGGUCAUAUUGGACAAAAAAAUGAAACAGGAGCAAAAGCAUUGCUUGGAGGAACUUCACUGUAACAUUGUAGUAAUGAAAGGUUCUCAACCAAAAGUUCUUAGGCUGAAUCUAGGAUCCUCAGAUGAACUCCAAACCCCCUUCUAUUCUGCUGCUUCUUCACCUGAUUUGGAUGUUGGAAAGUUGCAGCGGCACAACAUGAAGCAUUCUACUCCUGUGAGCAGCCCUGAAGAACCAAGCACUUCUUACACAAGAACAACAGAAGAAAAUUCAUUAUCCAGCCCUGACACAGUGGCGUCUCAUUUCCUUGUCUAUGAACAAAAUCCACUUUUUGAAGGACCAAACAAGGGAAAGUAUAGCCCAAGUAAUAAACGAAAUAACUUGAAUGAUCCACUUACAGAACUUGACAUGGACAGGGAAAGGGUAGUUACUCUCUCAAGAAGACCAAAAUCAUCUGUAACUAGUAAUCAUAAGACUGUGUUAUGGAUUCCCCAAAAUCACGCUAUUGAUGAGAAGGCCCCAGCAAGCAGAAACUACAGAAAUACUCACAAAAUCAAAGCUCCCAGUACCAGAACUCUACUUGAUACAUUUACACAGUUUAAUCAGGACAUGGUAGAACCUGGGCUCAACCAAACUCCCGAAAGAGAGUACAUUUUCAACUCAACCGUCAGACAAGCAGUCUCGUUAAGCAGAACUUGCUCAAUACCUCCUCCAUUGUGCUCACUAUGUCAACAUAAGGCACCAGUUUUUGGAAAACCUCCAAGACGGUUUGAUUUCAAAGAACUGCAGGAAGCUACAGAUGGGUUCUCAGAUAUUAAUUUCAUAGCAGACGGUGGGUAUGGAACAGUUCACAGAGGGGUCUUGAAAGAUGGUCAGGUUGUUGCAGUGAAGCAGUUAAAGUUUGCUGGAUCACAAGGAGAUGCUGAUUUCUGCAGGGAAGUGAGGUUUCUUAGCUGUGCACAACAUAGGAAUGUUGUGUUGCUCAUUGGGUUCUGUGUUGAAGGCAAGAACAGAGUUUUAGUAUAUGAGUAUGUAUGCAAUGGCUCCUUGGACUUCCAUUUAAAUGGGAACGAGAGAACACUUAUAGAUUUGCACUCACGUCAAAAGAUAGCUAUUGGGGCAGCAAGAGGCUUAAGAUACCUUCAUGAAGAUUGUCGAGUGGGAUGUAUUGUUCAUAGAGAUCUGCGGCCUAGCAACAUCCUCCUAACCCAUGAUUAUGAGCCUCUGGUUGCUGAUUUUGGAGUUGCUAGGUUGCACACCGAGUGGGAUAUAUGCGAUGAGCGCGUUGUUGGUACUUCAGGGUAUCUUGCACCAGAGUGCUUCAAUGGUGGACAAAUAACAGAGAAAGUUGAUGUAUAUGCAUUUGGAUUGGUAUUGUUAGAGCUGAUUACAGGUCAAAAACCAAUCGACUUGCAACACAUCUUAGCCGAAAAUUCAUACCUUUUAUCUAUACCAGAACCUGGCCAUAGACUAGCAAAUAAAUAUCAGUUGCUGGAUCCGUUCAUUGCCUCUGACCAACUCCACAACUUGCCUCAGGAAGUACAUGCAAUGGGUCAUGCUGCCUUAUUGUGUCUACAACAAGAUCCUCAAUCCAGACCCCCCAUGUCAAAGGUGCUGAGAAUACUAGAAGGAGGAAAUGGUGUCAUUCCUCUGGGUUUGGACUUGAACUCGGUGGGUAGCAGAAGUGGGCACAUGCAAGGUCUGUGUUCAAACUCACAAUUUGAAUCAAGAAAGCAUUCUCGGAGACUUUCUCACUGAAAAUAGUUCUGAACUAAUUUCGCACUUCCAUCUGGUGAGUUGCCUGGGUCUAUUUGCAGUUGUCUGUGAUGUUUGCAGAACAUUUGCGCAUCGGUGCAUCAUGUUUACUUCGUUUUUUUUUUUGGGUGUGUAAUCUGUUAUGAAAUUUUUAUAAUUGUCAUGAUUUUUGGGGGGAUUUUUACUUUUAGAGCCUCCAUUACACUUGAAUUUCUUGUUUAGCUUAUCAUGUGUUCAUGAUAUUUGCUGCAGUUGCAAAUAUGCAAAGAGGAAAAUUACUCAUUGUCAUUUCUUUUCUUGUACUAAUUUCCAAGAGUAUGCAUUAUAGAAUCCUGUUACUCUCAA
Molecule: messenger RNA, 2650 nt
Organism: Camellia sinensis
Lineage: Eukaryota; Viridiplantae; Streptophyta; Magnoliopsida; Ericales; Theaceae
Product: cysteine-rich receptor-like protein kinase 44
Biological process (GO): protein phosphorylation
Molecular function (GO): protein tyrosine kinase activity; ATP binding
Source: RefSeq, a predicted model, not a curated record